AUGCACAAGACACUGAAGGGAAGGUACUGCCACUGCUGCUGCUGCCAAACCUGGAAACAACGAAACGAAAUCCCCGACCAUUGCCCGACACUUCGCCGAUUUCUUCACUUUCGGUAUCUUUUCUCUUUGCCUCAUCAUCCCGGGAACUUGCAAGACAUCGCAUCCAAUUGCCCAGCUGCCCAGAAAAACACAGAAUCAAUCUAUUUCUGCAGACAAAUCCGCCUAUCCGCACCCGAUUCGAGCAAGGCGUUACGAAAUACCUUCCUCGACCUGACUAUCCUGCCCGCACCUGGUGGAUCCCAUUUGAUACAACUUUGCCCCAAAACCCAACCUUGGACGUGUCACAGUGGUACUUUUUCUCCGUCACCAGGUUCCAUUCAAACUCGAUUGUUUGCUGUUUCUCGAGUUUCUUCUGCCACCUUUUCAGGCCUCAGACAGCCAGAAUUUCCGAACCACAAAAACUACGCCCUCCGAUCGUCCGAGCCAAAACAUCACUAUCUUAGCCCUUUCAUCCAGGAUUCCACUACUCCUCCGUACCCAACCAACCCCCCGUAUCCAAGCCGUUGCUCUGCCGUACAGUGUAGCCUGCGCCCUGCAUCUGUACAUACCUACCUAGUGUCUGUAUUCUGCAGCCCGCCCGUCCGCUGCAACCACAUCAACCUUUCUGUACGUUUCUGCAACUCCCGGAGCGCCGCGCUGUGA
This is a messenger RNA of Colletotrichum costaricense, 702 nucleotides long. RefSeq lists its product as uncharacterized. Lineage: Eukaryota; Fungi; Ascomycota; Sordariomycetes; Glomerellales; Glomerellaceae. The record is from RefSeq and is a predicted model, not a curated record. The transcript has a single exon. The coding region runs from base 1 to 702 and encodes 233 amino acids.